Molecule: messenger RNA, 2397 nt
Organism: Psammomys obesus (fat sand rat)
Lineage: Eukaryota; Metazoa; Chordata; Mammalia; Rodentia; Muridae
Gene: Gorasp1
Product: golgi reassembly stacking protein 1
Exons: 9
Coding region: 20-1363 (447 amino acids)
Biological process (GO): Golgi organization
Cellular component (GO): Golgi apparatus
Molecular function (GO): protein binding
Source: RefSeq, a predicted model, not a curated record
GCGGAGGGAGAGGGCGGCCAUGGGGCUAGGAGCAAGCUCGGAGCAGCCGGCGGGCGGUGAGGGCUUCCACCUCCACGGGGUACAGGAGAACUCGCCGGCCCAGCAGGCGGGCCUGGAACCCUACUUUGACUUCAUCAUCACCAUCGGGCACUCAAGGCUGAACAAGGAGAAUGACACGCUGAAGGCCCUGUUGAAGGCCAAUGUGGAGAAGCCAGUGAAGCUGGAGGUCUUCAACAUGAAGACCAUGAAGGUGCGAGAGGUGGAGGUGACGCCCAGCAACAUGUGGGGCGGCCAGGGCCUGCUUGGAGCCAGCGUGCGCUUCUGCAGCUUCCGCAGGGCCAGUGAGCAUGUGUGGCAUGUGCUGGACGUGGAACCCGCCUCUCCUGCCGCCUUGGCCGGCCUGCGCCCUUACACAGACUACGUAGUUGGCUCUGACCAGAUUCUCCAGGAGUCGGAAGACUUCUUCACACUCAUUGAGUCCCAUGAGGGGAAGCCCCUGAAGCUCAUGGUGUAUAACUCUGAGUCCGACUCCUGCCGGGAGGUGACUGUGACGCCCAAUGCAGCCUGGGGUGGAGAGGGCAGCCUGGGGUGUGGAAUUGGCUAUGGGUACCUGCACCGGAUCCCCACGCAGCCCUCCAGCCAGCACAAGAAGCCACUGGGCGCCUCGCCGCCUGGCAGUCCGUCAUCUGAGACCCCACAACAUAACACCUGGCCUCUUGGUGCCCCACCAUCGUGGCCCGUCCCUCAUGACCCUCCUGGCCCAGAGUUGGGGUCCAGGCAAAGUGACUAUGUGGAGGCCCUGCCCCAAGUUCCUGGCAGCUUUUUGGAGGGACAGCUCCUUAGGCCUGGGAGUCCCACCCAUGGCGCUGCUGACCAUGGGGGAUACCCACAUCCCAUGGAGAUCCCACUCCAGCCUCCGCCUCCAGUGCAGCGGGUCAUGGACCCAGGCUUCCUGGAUGUGUCAGGAAUGUCCCUCCUGGACAGCAGCAACGGAAGCAUGUGCCCCAGCCUGUCACCUUCCACAGUGCUGACCUCCGCAGCCAUCUCAGCCUCAGGACCAGAGGAUGUCGGCUCCAGUAGCAGUUCUCAUGAGCGGGGUGGUGAAGCUACGUGGUCGGGGUCGGAGUUUGAGAUCUCGUUCCCAGACAGCCCAGGUGCCCAGGUCCAGGCGGACCACCUGCCCCAGCUCACUCUCCCCGACGGCCUCACCUCGGCAGCCUCACCGGAGGAAGGGCUAUCUGCGGAACUGUUGGAGGCACAGACUGAGGAGCCAGCAGAUACUGACAGCCUGGAUCGCAGAGCCGAGACUGAGGGGCUGGCCAGCCCAGCCCAGGUUGGCCCUGGUGCACAGCCUGGGCUGUGAGAAGGCUCCUGGUGACUUUUGGUGUUGCUUAGGUUUAGCUGUCUAGGCUGCAGCUCCCGGUGAGGCGUGGGCUUUGCUGGAAUCUUCCUAGGGUCCAGGCUUCACCUCAGAACAUCGUCCUGGACUGAAGGGGCAGGAGUGCCAGAGGAACAAUGAGCAGAGGAACAGUGAGCUUCUGUUGAGGCAGGAGACAGAAUCUGGGCAGUCAGUGAGGCACUGAAGCCUCACAGGAAGGCAGGGCCUGGUCAGGAUCAAGUGUGAAGAUGGGGUGAGGGGCAAGUGGGGGAAGGGAGGAGAGAGGCUGUGCCUGCAGGUAGCCCUGCCUGUACUGAGAAGGGUCCGAGUCCCAGUAUACUUGGCUGCUUUACUUCCAGGGUGGACAUUCUAGUCCAUUCACAGGGAUCCCCAGCCCUGUCCUGGGGAGGGGUUAUGCACCUCAGUUGUAUCCUGUAUCCCUCCUGUCAGCUCCCACGUGCAGAGGAGGCUCUGACAGAGAGUAGGCGGGUAAAGGCCUCUCCUGUUGGUCCUCAGCAUGAGGGGAGCUGUCCCUUUCAAGGCAAAGGCUGAGAGAUCAUCUGCAUGGCUGGCUCCCUACAGAUGGCGCCAGGCUGUCCCCCAGCUCCAGUCUCCAUGCUAAUUACUGUAAGCUGCCUUUGGUCUUGUGUUCCAGCCUCUGCCUGCCCCACCGUCCACAGACCCGUGUAACUCUAGGAAGCACAGGCCAAGCAGCAUGGCCGAACACAAGCCCCAUGGAUACACUUACAGCCAGGUGUGAGGCAUUCCAGGGCUACUGGUGAGUGCCACAGUGUGGGCAGUACCGUGGGUACUGUCACCUCAGGGCCACUCUGUGGCUGGGCCCUCUGACCCUGGCUGCCCUCACUGGGAAGUUCUGCUCCCUGAGACCCCAUAAGUGGGGCCAAGAUGGACACUGAUGCAGUUUCAAAGAACCCCCAGAUGUUUCUUUCCCUGUAAUCUGCCGUGAAGUGACAAGUGCGAAAAAAAAUAAAUGUGUAAGACACAGUGAAAUAUUUUAA